This is a messenger RNA of Mesocestoides corti, 996 nucleotides long. The record is from the annotation of a GenBank genome assembly. NCBI's taxonomy places the organism in Eukaryota, Metazoa, Platyhelminthes, Cestoda, Cyclophyllidea, Mesocestoididae.
AUGCCAUCCGAGGUUCCAUUUGUUCAGACACCCAGCUUUAUUUCUGGAGGCGGAACAUUUUCUAUUUUUGCCGAAGGCCGCACGAUUUGGAUAGCUGGUCAACUAAAACCAAAGGAGCUGGCCACUCAACGUGCCACAUUUCAGGUUUUGGGUGAAAUUGAGGAAGGAAUAAGUGCUCUUGCCUGCGGCUGGGAUUUUAUUCUGGUCUUGUCUCAAUCUGGGAAGCUUUACUUCGGGGGUCACAACACUCCCGGCUUCUUGCUCAAGGAUAUGCCCAUCACAAAGUGGUUAGAUGGCCUUGCUUCUGUGACAAAUGUACCCCCAAUUCAACACAUAGCAGCUGGUCUUUGUCACGCAGUUGUUAUUUCCGAUGCAGGAAAUGUCGGUGUGUGGGGGGAUGUGCGCUUUGGGCAGGGCGGCAUAUCGCCCUGCCUGCUUAGUGAUGAGAAAGGACGUUCUGGAAGAACCGAUCAAAUCCAAUGGAUACGGAACGAGUUUUUUGAUAAUGACCGAAUAAUUGAUAUUCAGUCAGGUUGGAGUCAUAUUCUCGCACUCACUGAAAGUGGCAAAGUGUUUUCUUGGGGUCGCAAUGAUUUCGGUCAACUUGGCCGUCAAUCGCCCAUUGGUCAGAUGUCAAAUAAUGGGCGAUUGGGUGCCUCCUGGCCAGUAAGUGGACUGACCUUCGAUGCAACCCCGAGACCCAUUCCUCUUCCCUCAAAGAUAGUGGCCAUUUCAGCAGGCUCAGAACAUUGUCUUGCUCUAGACUCGGCCGGCGGCGUGUGGGCUUGGGGUUGGAAUGAGCAUGGAAUGUGUGGCACCUCAGGAAAUUGCUCCGUUGCACUUUCUGACGAAGAGCUCAGCGAGCCCCUAACGCCCUCCCACCCAGGAUGGUGUAUUCGGGAACCAAGACCUGUACAGUUGGUUGGAAAAGCUACGUGCAUAGCUGCUGGCUAUGGACACUCGAUGGCCUUAACGAAUACGCAACCUUCUCAGUGA